This is a messenger RNA of Exophiala aquamarina CBS 119918, 1743 nucleotides long. RefSeq lists its product as uncharacterized. Bases 1 to 1743 code for a protein of 580 amino acids. The transcript is spliced from 3 exons. Gene Ontology annotation, biological process: DNA-templated transcription. Gene Ontology annotation, molecular function: zinc ion binding; DNA binding. Lineage: Eukaryota; Fungi; Ascomycota; Eurotiomycetes; Chaetothyriales; Herpotrichiellaceae. Gene Ontology annotation, cellular component: nucleus. The record is from RefSeq and is a predicted model, not a curated record.
AUGACUGCGGCCUUGAUGCAGCCUUCGCAAUCUUUAAUCCCACGAGAGACUACGAUCCUGACCAGCAAUGAAGUGACAAAAUGCAUUCAGCCGACCUCGAACAUAUCAAGCAUUCAAAGUCCCAUGCUCGCCGCUUCAAAGCCUGUGCUACCUCCAGCUCACAUACUGCUCUUCGCCGCCGACGUUUAUUUCAAAUACUGCCACAACCACCCGUACUCACUCUUCCACGAAGGUCGGUUCCGCGAGCGAUUGGCUGCUGGUGAGGUUCCCGAGUAUCUUGUGUGGGCAUUUCUGGCCUCUUCUCGGAGGUUUUCCACCAUUCCACACCAUCACUUUGAAGGAGGAGAUAGCGUGGGCUCUCUGGCCAAAAGAUCGUGGGAGACGUUCAACGUCCCGUGGGAUGGCCCGAAGGAUGGUGAGGAAGCCCUGGCGAUCAUGCAGACCGUCAUUCUACUGGUCUGCGUUGAGCACACAGCCGGCCAUUGCUCAUCUGCUUUUCUGAAACUUGGGUUUGCCACCAGAGCUGCCCAGCUCUUUCGAUUUCACAUGGAGCCUGAUUCCAGUCUCGAUCCCAUUUCACAGGAAGAGCGAAGGAGGGCAUUUUGGGGUGUUCACUUGCAGGAUCGAUUGAUGUCACUUUCCCGAGAACGGCCCCCAAUCCUCCGAGACGAAGACUGUUCCGUCCACCUGCCUUGUUCAGACGACGCUUUCCACGCCAACCGCUACGAGGAGGCGCCGAGUCUCGCAUUUCUACUGGGCGACGGCGCCGAGGGAGACUGUGUCGAGAAAUGCGCCCCGUUGGCUUUGAUACCUGUGAUGGUGUCGGGGUUGAACCGGGUCUCCCAAUACGUUCUUCAGGAUCGAAAUUACUCCCUCUCUCCUCCGCCAUGGCUCUCAAACUCCCCUUUUGCAACAAUUGAGUCGUUUCUUUCAAGCAUAGAAAUGCAUUUCGACUUUGCUGAGCCUUUGGAGGAGGUGCUAGAGAGGGUGGCGGUCAAAGACGGUGCCUUGGACCAUUUCACCGCAAGCCCGAUCCUCUAUGCAAGGGCACUUUACUCUCUGUCUCAAUGUUUGCUGCAUCACCCUUUCCUGCUCAAAGACAGGUUGCAAAGGAUGAAACAGAGGAUUCCUUCGCGAUUCAUGGCCCGCGUAUGGAAGACAUGCCGCUUGCAUGCAAAGCUGAUUACCGACAUCCGCCGUGUCAGGAAUGGGAAUGUUCUCAUCCUCACCUGCUUUUACGGCUAUUGUACAAUGAUGGCCGGGACUAUCCACGCCCUGUCCCAACAUGAUGAUGACCCAGCAGUUCGGGAAGAGGCAUCCAAGAACUUCGAGGCAGAUCUACGUUUUAUGCGUGAGCUUUCCUCUUACUGGCAACAUGCUGCUUUGAUAACGAGCAGAUUAGAGAGAUUCAAUAAGCAUAGCGUCGGGUACUACAACCAGAUCAUGCGGUCGAAGACAUCUGAUCCGGCAACGCAUUCGGAAGGACCGACCCAAGCGAUCUGGCAAGCAGUCGAUCAUUGGGCGCUUUCGAUGCCCACUCGGCCGAACAGUCCCUCUGACGAGCCGUCAUCUGUUCCCGAAAGCUUCACGAGCACCAGCAUGAUUUCUCCCCAUGCAAUCUUUGAUUUUGGAGACCUCGGCAUGCUGGAACCCUUCUCGGAACCCGCCAAUGAUCCGUGCGCGUUUUCCCUGGCGAAUUUUACGUUUGGCUCAAGUGACUUUGGAUCCCAGAGUUUAUACUAG